Cercocebus atys (sooty mangabey) is the source of this 3525-nucleotide messenger RNA. RefSeq names its product EF-hand domain (C-terminal) containing 2 (gene EFHC2). NCBI's taxonomy places the organism in Eukaryota, Metazoa, Chordata, Mammalia, Primates, Cercopithecidae. Gene Ontology annotation, biological process: regulation of neuron projection development. The record is from RefSeq and is a predicted model, not a curated record. The transcript is spliced from 16 exons. The coding region runs from base 235 to 2484 and encodes 749 amino acids. Gene Ontology annotation, molecular function: calcium ion binding. Gene Ontology annotation, cellular component: microtubule.
GUGUGCGGGGAUGAAGCGGGACGAGGGGAACUGGGGCGGGGGAGGAGGGGCGCGCCGCGGAGGUGCCCCCCGCCCCCCCCACAAUUCUUCUCCCCACCCCCCCCGCCCCUCCUCCCUCAGUGACGCCGCUUCCAGUCUCCAGGCAACGUGGGGGCCAAACAACGCGGCCGGGAGGCGGCCGCUGCCUGCCGGGCCCUCUCUUCUGGGACUCUCGAUUUUCGGACGCUGAGCGCCAUGGCCCUGCCUCUGCUGCCGGGCAACAGCUUCAACCGCAACGUGGGAAAGGAGAAGUUUCACAAAUCCCAACAUUGGGGCUUUUGCAACAAUGUUAUGAUGUUAGUGAGUGAUGAAAAGCCUGGAAUAGGUGGAGAACCACUUCUGGGACAAAAGAUAAAGCCGAAAUGUAGCAUAUAUCCUAAAGGAGAUGGAAGUGAUGUACCAUCAUGGGUAGCCUUUGAUAAACAGGUAUUAUCUUUUGAUGCCUAUUUGGAAGAGGAAGUACUUGAUAAAAGCCAAACCAACUACAGAAUAAGAUACUACAAAAUCUACUUCUACCCUGAAGAUGACACAAUACAAGUCAAUGAACCAGAGGUGAAAAACAGUGGAUUGCUUCAAGGGACUUCUAUCCGGCGUCAUCGGAUUACUCUCCCGCCUCCUGAUGAGGAUCAGUUUUAUACUGUGUAUCAUUUUAAUGUCGGCACAGAGGUUGUCUUCUAUGGUCGGACAUUCAAGAUUUAUGAUUGUGAUGCAUUCACAAGAAACUUUUUGAGGAAAAUAGGGGUCAAAGUGAAUCCCCCAGUACCAUGUCCGGAAGAUCCUUACAUGAAGAUUCGGAGAGAGGUUCUAGAACACGUAGAGCCCUUACGUCCCUACGAAUCCCUCGACACCCUGAAACAGUUCCUCCAGUAUCAUGGCAAGAUUUUGUGUUUCUUCUGCCUGUGGGAUGACUCAGUCUCAAUGUUUGGAGACCGUAGAAAACUCAUCCUGCAUUACUUCUUGUGUGAUGAUACUAUUGAAAUCAAAGAAUUGCUUCCACACAACUCAGGCCAAGAUGCUACAAAAAUGUUCCUCCGGAGGAGUAAGCUGCCCAAGAAUUGCCCACCUAGAGUCUAUCAACCAGGCCAGAUAACAGAUCGAGCGGUUCUCAAUUUGUAUGGUGACUUUAUAAAGAACCAAGCGGAUGGCUUCCUGAUGGAUAGAUAUAAGCUAGGAGAAGUAGACCAAGAGUUUUACAAAGAUAGUGACCUGUCCCUCGGAGUCACCAUCAAUGUGUGGGGAAGAAAAGUGCUCCUUUGUGACUGUGAUGAAUUUACGAAGUCUUAUUAUAAGUCUAAAUAUGGAAUUGAGAACUUUACCUCAGUUUCAUGCAAGCCUCCUUCUCCUCCUCCAAAAAUAGAAAGGAAAUUUCCACCUUACAACGGUUUUGGUUCUGAAGAGGAUUCUCUCCGUACCUGCAUAGGCCUCAAGCCCACACCUCAUCGGAGGAACUUCAAGAAGUUUAUGGAAAAAGACAGCUAUGGCUUCAACAGCAAUAUACUCCGUUUUUUUGCAAAACUAGUCACAGACAAAUGUGUUGACUUGGACAGGAUGUUUGUUAUUUCAUAUUAUCUCAGUGAUGACACCAUUUCAGUGUUUGAACCUAUAGAGAGGAAUUCAGGAAUUACCGGUGGGAUGUUCUUGAAAAGAAGUCGCGUUAAGAAACCUGGACAAGAAGUCUUUAAAAGUGAACUAUCUGAAUAUAUCAAGGCUGAGGACCUGUACAUUGGAGUCACAGUGAAUGUGAAUGGUUACCUAUUUCGUUUGCUCAAUGCUGAUGAGUAUACCUUAAACUACAUGGAGCAGAAUACAGAUAAGUAUCCUUUCAGUAACCUCAAACUUGCCCUACAAAAGCUGAAGCAAGAAGAAGCAAAAUCCAGAGAGCUCAAGCAGGUAUUCAGAGCUGCUGACCGUAAGCACACAAAGAAGGUGGAUUAUAAUACAUUCAGAGACAUAUUGAUGUCUUUUACUGUUGGAAACCUCUCAGAGCAAGAAUUUGUAACCAUUGUACGUCACUACCGUGCACCUGAGGACACCUGUUCAGAUGUGGAUUUCUUAAUCGCACUGGCCCACGAAAAGUUCAAGAAAAAUAUGUUUGAGAAUUUCGACAGUUUCAUUUAUUCCUGUGUGUAUGAAGAUCGAGAAAAAAAAAAUGUAUUACCCACCAAAGACAUUAAAAGGCUGUGCAAAUCCUCCAGAUUACCUCUGAGUGAUGAUCUUCUAGAAUCCUUAUUGUCAAGGUUUGAAGACAGUGAAAAACAAAUAGAUUAUAAGUCAUUUUUCUCUGCCCUGAACUGGAGAAAGAAUCCAGUGCCUGAAUUGGAACCAGCAUCAUACCUUAAAGAGAGAUGUGAAGAUAUCUGGCUUGGCAUGCCAUCACCUAUUCCUGCGAAAUACAUUGACUACUUGACCCUUUUGAAGGACGUGUUUGGCUUAGAGGAGGAAUAACCAUGCCAGUUUUGGGACUACUCUGAGAAGAAGAGGAGCUGAUGACAUCUCAAGGGACCCUUCGGACUCAUUAUUCUUUCACUCCACAUUUGCAGCAGUGUCUUGCUGGCUUCUUGGCACUCAAAUGUACCAAUUUACUCUUGACAACAAUGGCCCUUUCAUUUUUAAAAAAUUGAAGUUAAUCAAUAAACGAUUUCUAUAUAUAAACCUAGAAUAAUUCCACACGUGCUAUUGUUAGAAUAGAUGCUCCCCCCCAACCCUUUCAGGACUUAACACUAAACUAGUAUACUCAAUUUAUAUACCAAAACUAUCUACCAUAAAUCCUAAAUUUGACUACUUGAUUUUUGUCCCAGGUUUUUUUUAAGGCAACUGACAGUGCCAAGCCAUUUUGUCACUUUAAGAUUUUUCAUUCCCCAGAGAGCAAGCUUUUAGAAGGAUGACACUUUCCUGGAACUUUUCAAGCUGACACAUUCGUCACUUACCUAUUCAACUCUUCAGUCAGUUGUCUUUCCUUCAAGAGUUUAAAUAUGUAGAUAAUUUAGCCCUUGUAGAGGCUUAUAAUGUAGUUCAUUUGAGAAGCUCGGGGAGAAAAAGGAAGCAAACCAAUGACAAUGCUCCUGAGUUUGUGGGGUGACAACUGCUUAUUCUAUUGCAUAGAUGUGUGUUACUGCUCUGGUUGUUUCUGGUUCAAGCCCACAAUUAGCAAUGAAAUGGCCAUUAUAGGAUUCAUGCCGAUAAACAUGAUACAUUGCAGCCAUACAGACAUUUUAAAUAAUUAUUCUUUUUAUAACUAAGCCAUAUACUGAACAAGAUUUAUAAUUUAGAGAUAAUAUCCCCAUUAGUAAAGUUUAUGACCCAAUAAACAGCUCCCACUAGUUAAUAAAUGCCAAAGCCAUAAAAACAAAGACUAUUAAUGUAAUAGAAUUUCUGUACCUCCCUCUUUUGCUGGUGGUCUCAAGACACUGAAAGGAAAUGCUAUCUUAGGAAAAACAUUUAUUCUCGUUAUGUAAAUAUCAGUGAACUGUCUUACAAUCCAUCUGG